This is a messenger RNA of Cutaneotrichosporon cavernicola, 927 nucleotides long. RefSeq lists its product as uncharacterized. The record is from RefSeq and is a predicted model, not a curated record. The transcript has 5 exons. Gene Ontology annotation, biological process: D-ribose metabolic process. Gene Ontology annotation, molecular function: ribokinase activity. NCBI's taxonomy places the organism in Eukaryota, Fungi, Basidiomycota, Tremellomycetes, Trichosporonales, Trichosporonaceae. The coding region runs from base 1 to 927 and encodes 308 amino acids.
AUGUCCAAAGCGUGUCUUGUUCGCGGCUCGAUCAACAUCGACGAGAUCUACAACCUCCCUCACAUUGUGCGGCCAGGCGAGACGAUCGCGUCGACAGGCUUCGAUCGCAAGACUGGCGGAAAGGGCUCGAACCAGGCGUACGCCGCCGCGCGGGCUGGCGGCCGCGUCGUCCUCGACGCGCAGAUUGGUGCAGAUGGGCUGGCGGUGCGCGACCGUAUAGCCGCCGGCGGGGUAGACGUGACGGGCCGCGCGAUCAUCCAGCGUUCCACGAGUGGCGAGAACUCUAUCGUCCUCCACGCCGGCGCCAACUUUGCCAACCCCGGCGCCAAGCCCGAGUUGGAAGGCUUCUCCCACCUGCUCUUGCAGAACGAGAUCCCACUGCAAGACACCCUCGCAUACCUCCGCGAGGCUGGCGCACGCGGGCUCACCUCAAUCUACAACCCCUCUCCGAUGCCGACGCGGGAGCAGCUCCGCGCCUUCCCAUGGGACUGCCUGACCCAUCUGAUCGUGAACGAAGGCGAGCUCGCCGACAUUGCAAGCGCGUUCGAUGCCGCUCCGACCGCGAGUAGCGUGGCUGACACAGCUCGCGCACAGAUGCAUGCGCUCAACAAGGCGGCGGGGUUCAACCCCAAGAUUGUGAUUGUCACGACUAUUGGACCAGAGGGCGUCGUGCUCCUUGAUCCUAGGAAGGGGUCGGAGAUCAUGGCGUGGCCUGCUGCUCCAGUGACUAAGGUUGUCGAUACAACUGGGGCGGGUGACACUUUUGCAGGGUACUUUGUUAGCCUGCUUAUGGAGUUGGGAGACGACGCGCCGCUUGACACUAUCAUCCCCAUCUGCCUUACUGCGUGCGCACUCACUGUCGAGACGGCUGGUGCGAUGGAGAGCAUUGCUGCGCGCAAGGAUGUGGACGCGCGUAUGGCGCGCUAA